AUGAAGGACCGCGUGAAGAGGAUAUACAUUUACAUAAAGUCAAAUUUGAACAAUAUAUCGAACAUAGCAAGUAUAAUAUGCCUCCUCGAUUGUGCUUUAAUUCCGGUCAUCACUGUCCUGAUUUCUAUCUUUGAUGUGGUGAAGGGUUCUCAGGAUGGCCACGCUAAUGCGGGAGAUCACGACCACGGCCAUGACCACAGCCAUGACCACGGAAAUGGGUGGCACGAAAUAGUAGAGAGGGUUGCGCUAUAUGUGAUGACGCCGAUAAUAUCAUUCACAACCAUUUACAACUUCGUUCAACUGAAGAACAUCUCCCUGCUGCUUAUGACGCUGGUGGGAAUUACAUUGUUUAUUCUGUCGCACGCGCAUAUUCCGGUCAGCAACCCAAAUGUAAUGAGUUUUUUAAAAAAAGUGCACAUGCCAAUGGCAAUAUUAGCGGCAGUUAUUUUAAUAAGCACAAAUUAUGCAGCGCACAAACUUUUAAAGGCGAAAAACUUAGAUCGGUGUUGUAAACACAAAAAAAUACCGAAUCAUUGCGAUGAACAGUCGUGCAAAGAGCACCAUUCUUGCCAGCAUCACCAUCAUCAUCACCACCACCAGCAUGACAUAGAAAUGAAUGGGAAUAACUACGAUAUGCAGAAUAGCACAGGCAGCAGUGAUAAGGCGGCCAACUUUGAAAAGUAUUAUAAUAUUGGAUUUCAGCAGAAUGGUGAUCACGAAUUAGUUAGAUUUUUGUGA
Messenger RNA from Plasmodium coatneyi, 738 nucleotides. RefSeq lists its product as uncharacterized. The coding region runs from base 1 to 738 and encodes 245 amino acids. The record is from RefSeq and is a predicted model, not a curated record. Lineage: Eukaryota; Apicomplexa; Aconoidasida; Haemosporida; Plasmodiidae. The transcript has 3 exons.